Molecule: messenger RNA, 1225 nt
Organism: Drosophila grimshawi
Lineage: Eukaryota; Metazoa; Arthropoda; Insecta; Diptera; Drosophilidae
Product: post-GPI attachment to proteins factor 2-like
Exons: 5
Coding region: 136-1173 (345 amino acids)
Biological process (GO): GPI anchor biosynthetic process
Cellular component (GO): endoplasmic reticulum membrane; Golgi membrane
Source: RefSeq, a predicted model, not a curated record
UAAAGCAUUGUGAGUAGACGUAAGAAUUUUUGAAUAAAAAAAAUAGUUGCGAGACAAGCGCGCGCGUGGACAAACAUCGUCGGCAUCAGCGUGGCGUACAAAUUAUGCUAAGAAGCAUCAACGCUGCCGUCAAAUAUGCAGAAAACAAAUACAACAACGCCACCAACAGGAGCAUCGCCAGCGGCACCAGUUCCAGCAGAUAGCGUCGCAAAUACCUUGAUGGCGACACCAACCUCAGCAAUCGCAUCCAAUGCCAGAAGCAAUUGCGGCGAAUGUAUUGACUCCAGCGGCGGCCCAACAUAUGCAGCAUCAUCAAAGCAACAAGAACAACAGCAACAGCAUGAGACAACGUCUAGUUUUAAGCAACAGCAAUUGCAGCAUGAGCAACCAACAAUCGCCAUACAUUAUUUGGCCAGCUUCCAUGAGAUUUGUGUGGUAACUGCUUUGCUGCCACUGAUUACGCUCUUCACAUGCUUUGUGACCGCCUACGUCUUCCAGUACGACGAUGUACACGAGACACAUUGCCGGGUUUAUAAUAUAGUACCCUCGAUAAGUGCCAUUACUGGCGUCAGUCCUCAACGUUAUUUCUGGCGUUUCAGCAUUGCGUUGCACAUCGGUCCGCGCAUACCCAUUGCCUUUGUCUACAAGAACUAUUAUCGGGCGCAGCUGGCGCGUAUUGCCCCAGCAUUGGUGCCGAAAACUAGCUGGUUAAUCACACUGAUUCUGGUGCUCAAUUGCAUUGAAAUUGCGGCACUGGGAGGAGUCACCUAUAUAUCCAAUCGCGAGAAUUAUCCCGUUCAUGAAAGGAUCUUCAUUACUUUCAUGAUAUGUUCUCUGUGCUACAUGCUGGCUACCAUUAAGCUGAAUGAUAUUUUAUAUGCACGGCAAACGCUCACUGCACAGCAACGUCAAUCCAUCAAAUGGAAAAAAAUACUCUUUGCAGUAUCCAUAUUGAGCACUAUGGGUCUCCUGGUCUUCUUUGCCAAACAUCGUUUUUAUUGUCACGAUUUGGCUUUUAGUUGGUUUGCAUUUUUUGAAUAUUUGAUUGCCAUUGCCAAUAUGCUGUUCCAUUUCACCAUUAUCUGGGACUUCCCAUCGCAGUUCAUGAUGAUUGUUCAGGGACCGCGCGAUAAUCUGAUGCAGUAUUUGGGUGCUAAGCCGAAAACCAACUAAACCCAGUUCUACUUCUAAUUUAUAUAUAUAUAUAUAUCCUUCCUAGUUUAUU